AUGACUGCUACCUGGAUCAGAGAGUUUUCCGACCACCGGUGGGUGGAGCUUCCGAUCCCUCUGUCCAGGCGCAUGGUGCACCGUUUGCAGAGCUCCAGCUCCAAACCCACAACAAUGGACGCGACCAUGGGGAGCAUCGCCCCGACGGGGCUGAAGGGAAAGCUCGCGGCCCUUGAGGAUUUCAUUUCUAUGCAGAAUGAAGAGCUGGCUGCGCAGCGCCAGGAAAUUGAGAGCCUCCGUGGUGACAAGGCUGGCAUCGAGGAGCACUACCAGGGCCAGCUGCAGGAGCUGAAGAAGACCAUGGUCGGGGACGUGCAGCGCCUUCAGGAUGAGGUAAAGCGGCACUUUGCUCAACAGAAAGCAGAAAAUGCCCGUCUGCAGCAACAGAUUACGACCUUGAAAGGCGAGAAGACGUCCCUGCAGCAGCAGAUUUUGGGUUUGCAAAGGCGGAUCCAGGAAAUCGAAGAGCAGGUUGGUGCUGAUUGA
This is a messenger RNA of Symbiodinium sp. CCMP2456, 486 nucleotides long. NCBI's taxonomy places the organism in Eukaryota, Dinophyceae, Suessiales, Symbiodiniaceae. The record is from the annotation of a GenBank genome assembly.